This is a messenger RNA of Diorhabda sublineata, 7521 nucleotides long. It is a transcript of the gene dlg1, whose product is annotated as disks large 1 tumor suppressor protein. Gene Ontology annotation, molecular function: kinase binding. The transcript has 24 exons. Lineage: Eukaryota; Metazoa; Arthropoda; Insecta; Coleoptera; Chrysomelidae. Gene Ontology annotation, biological process: chemical synaptic transmission. The coding region runs from base 778 to 3900 and encodes 1040 amino acids. The record is from RefSeq and is a predicted model, not a curated record. Gene Ontology annotation, cellular component: neuron projection; postsynaptic density membrane; neuromuscular junction.
AGUUUGCGGAAAAUAGCGCCGCGUGUUGCUGUGAACACGAAGCGUCUUGUUAAUUUUUUCGAAAAGGAACGAUCGUAGACUAUUUUACCGAAUUAUUUCCGAUAUUUUUUAAUAAACAUUUUUUUUUUGUAAGCGCGUUUUUAUAGUAGAAUAAACAAUAUUUAAAAUUAAUUUAAACCGGUUGUGUUAGUGCAUAAUAUGUAGUGUGUUAUGUGCUUAAAAUUAAAAAGCUGAUGCAGUAUACAAAAUUCUAGUGCAAUUAUCGUAUAAAAGGUGUUAUAUUUAUAAUUCGGAUAAUUCGUUUGAAUUGAAAUUUGUAUGAAUAUUUGAAGCAAAUUUAAAACAGUGAGAAUUUAAAGCAAAGUGAACAAUUCCGCAAAUUUUGAUUUCUAGAUUGCUUGAAGUGUGAAUAGUUGUGAUUUCUCUUUUAAGAAAAUUGAGAAUAAACAUCCUCACGAUCCACAUCCUGAUAAGUGCCAGUGCUACAAAGUGAAGUAAAUUAUCAUCUUUCUAAAACAAAUCCAACAAAAUCCUAUAUAAUAUAGUGAGUGUUGCGUUAAAAUCAAGUGAAAAUAAGUGCAUGCGUUUCAUGGGACUUUAAAAUUAAUUUAUCGAGUUGUUUAUUUGAUAAAUUGAAUGUGACAGUGUCUCAAAGUGAAUAAAAUUUAGGUUGAGGCAUUUUUAAAAUAAUUUUUGUUGAAAGCCCUUUUCUAAUUCAGUGAGAAAAGAGGGAGAUUUGAAACAAUGAUACCCUAACUGCGUUUUGGCAGGGUGGGCAUGUGUGUCAGGUACAGGGUGUCCCACCUGAGCUUGCCCUGCUAUGAGGGAUCGUCUACGAUGAGGCGGCCAAUUGGCAUGGCUCUGUUCGGUAUGGUGUGGUUGUUGCGCGUGCGCAGUGAGAUGAAAAGAUGUGCUAAGUGUCGUCGGGAGUUAAAGGAAAAACAACUAGAGCAAGAACAAAAAGCAUCUGCAUCAUGUUCUACAUUUUUCACCAUAGAUGCUCCCACUGUUCUUCCAAGUACUGAAACUCUAUUAACUCCGGAAAGGUUAGGACCUACAACGUACUGCGAAGUUCAUGGAUUCAACCCUCCAAAAGAAGACAUACAAGAAUUCUACGAAUUAACUCUUCUUGACGAAAAUAAAUCGGUACAAGAGAAAACUGCAGAAACAAUUCGAAUCGCCAACAAGUGGGAAGCCAACGAUGGCCCUAUUAUACCUACGUACACGAAUAACGAGCCUCGUCCAGAUCGCGAAUUGGUUUUGGCACCUUAUCUGACCUCACGAUUAGAGAGUGCCCUAACAAGGAUUGAACAGCAGAAAUCUCGCUAUGCAGAAGACGAGAUGCCGCCUCCCCCUUCGCCUCCUCAACAACAUCCGGCCGUUACUACGGUCAUUGCUCACGAAGGAAGCGGAAGGGUUUCGAGGCAAGGAUCUCUGGAUCGGGGUUCGUCGGGUCAUAUUAGAACUAGAGUGUCGAACGACAGAGAACAGCAGAUUGGGAAGGAUCACACGCAGAUAAUGGGAAAUGAUAGUUGGCAAGGAAACGAUAGCGAUCAGGCUCAUUCUCCUCUUCUUGGAUCUGGAGAUAAACCAGUGAACGGCGACGAUGAAUGGGAAUACGAAGAAAUUAUUCUUGAACGUGGUGGCGCCGGUCUCGGGUUUAGCAUUGCCGGAGGCACCGAUAAUCCUCAUAUCGGCGAUGACACCGCCAUCUACAUCACCAAGUUAAUACCUGGAGGAGCGGCAUCUAGCGAUGGUCGUUUAAAAGUCAAUGAUUCAAUUUUAUCGGUUAACGAUGUCCCCGUUGUUGAUGUACCACACGCCGCCGCUGUGGAUGCACUUAAAAAAGCCGGAAACACGGUUAAAUUAUGUGUCCGGCGAAGACGACAACCACGAAAUAUGCGCUUAAUGGAAAUCGAAUUAGUCAAAGGAAACAAAGGUCUGGGAUUCAGUAUCGCCGGCGGAAUAGGCAACCAACAUAUCCCCGGUGAUAAUGGCAUUUACGUCACAAAAGUUAUGGACGGUGGCGCCGCGCAAGUUGACGGUCGAUUGUUAGUCGGAGAUAAGUUGGUAGCUGUCAGAGAUGCCGUGAAAGGAGAAGUGAAUCUAGAAAACGUUACUCACGAAGAUGCUGUAGCCACAUUAAAAACGACGCAAGAUCGAGUCGUUCUCGUCGUAGCUAAACCAGAGAGUGCCUUUAAUGCUCCAGCAUCGGAUACGUCGUACUCACCACAACUGUCUACCAAAGUAUCACAUAGUUUCGCAGAUUCUGUACACUCUGUACAUUCGUCGAACUUGGCGUUACAUCACCCACCAUCUACACCACGAGCAAUCAGCGCUGAAGAUAUCACAAGAGACAUACGAACAGUUGUUCUACAAAAAGGAAAUUCUGGUCUAGGCUUCAACAUUGUAGGUGGAGAAGAUGGCGAAGGUAUCUUCAUAUCGUUCAUUUUAGCCGGCGGACCAGCUGAUUUGAGCGGAGAGUUGAGAAGAGGUGAUCAAAUCUUGAGCGUAAACGGGGUCAAUCUCAGAAAUGCCACGCACGAGGAAGCGGCGUUGGCACUCAAGGUAAAUAAUGGAACGAGUCAAACGGUAAGCGUAGUGGUUCAGUAUAGACCGGAAGAAUAUAACAGAUUCGAAGCCAAAAUUCAUGACCUCAAACAACAGAUGGCACACCCAGUCACGGGAGGCACACUACUCAGAACAUCACAAAAACGAUCUCUUUACGUUAGAGCCCUAUUUGACUAUGAUCCAAUGAAAGAUGACGGUCUACCAAGUAGAGGUUUAGCGUUUCAUUAUGGUGAUAUUUUACACGUGACUAAUGCUAGUGACGAUGAAUGGUGGCAAGCCAGACGAGUACUUAAUACUGGAGAUGAACAGGGUAUGGGAAUAGUUCCAUCGAAAAGGAGAUGGGAAAGAAAACAGAGAGCUAGAGAUAGAUCAGUUAAAUUUCAGGGACAUUCGCCUAACAUACUCGAUAAGCAAUCAACGUUAGAUAGGAAAAAGAAAAAUUUCUCAUUUAGUAGAAAAUUCCCAUUUAUGAAAAGUAAAGAUGAUAAAUCUGAAGAUGGAUCAGACCAAGAACAACCCAAUUCCAACCACAUUAACUCCGUUAAUGAUAAUGAAAAAAAUCCUCAAUCUUUCAUGCUCUGUUAUACACAAGAAGAUGCUAACACAGAAGGUGAAAUAUUAUAUCGGGUCGAACUACCCUAUAUGGAAGAAAUAACUCUUAUUUAUUUGGAAGAUAAUGACGGUUUGGGGGAUUUUAGCAACGAAGAAAACGUUCUUUCAUAUGAACCGGUUCAACAGCUGCUUAUAAAUUAUACUCGGCCUGUUAUUGUACUUGGUCCUCUUAAAGAUCGUAUUAAUGACGAUUUGAUAUCAGAGUUUCCUGAUAAGUUUGGAAGUUGUGUACCACAUACAACAAGACCAAAACGAGAAUAUGAAGUUGAUGGAAGAGAUUAUCAUUUUGUUGCAUCUAGAGAACAAAUGGAGAGGGACAUUCAAAACCACCUAUUUAUCGAAGCUGGACAAUACAAUGAUAAUUUGUAUGGGACUUCUGUUGCUUCUGUACGAGAAGUUGCUGACAAGGGCAAGCACUGCAUUCUGGAUGUUAGCGGCAAUGCGAUAAAGAGGCUACAAGUGGCGCAAUUGUACCCGAUUGCUAUUUUUGUUAAGCCGAAGUCAGUUGAAUCUAUAAUGGAGAUGAAUAAAAGGAUGACAGAAGAACAAGCUAAGAAAACUUUCGAGCGGGCAAUCAAAAUGGAGCAAGAAUUUGGCGAAUACUUCACAGCCGUUGUACAAGGUGAUACUCCUGAAGACAUUUAUAACCAAGUGAAGGAUGUAAUCAAGGAACAAUCGGGACCAAACAUUUGGGUACCCGCCAAAGAGAAACUGUGACCUUUGGCCCCCCCAAUUUGGAUGUUUCCAUCUCGUCCCCAUCGGCUACACUAAAAAACAACCCUUUUACCAAUAUCCAAUAUCCCUCUCCCUAAAUUCGUAAAAAAUAAUUUUCAUGGUAUUUUUAAGGUAGCCAAAACUGUGUACUACUUUUUUGUUAAAAUAUCUAACGUUAAUAUAGAUUUGACGAAUUUUUAGUACUUAGUUUGGGUUAAUCCUAAAUAUAUAUCGUUGUUUUAUGAUUGAGAGACACUUAGAGCACUUUUGACAAUUAUAAGAUGUGCGGUGCCUGUAAACUGCGUGCUUGCGAUAAAAACAGCUCAGUUUUACUCAUUUGUUUGUUAUCUCGAAGAAUUUGGCAGAUGAAUAUCUGAAAAAUUAAUUUAUCUUUAGAACCGUAACAUAUCUUUCUAACUAAUUGACAACUAAUUUUCAUUAUUAAAUAUUUAUUCACUUAAAAUGCCUAAACCAGUUAUGAUAUUAUUUUGAUAAUAAUUGUGAAAGACUUUCUUUGGUUAUUUCCAAUAUUCCUUUCUAUAUUGUGCACAGAUGCUUUAGCCCCCUUUUUCUUCAUAUAUCUUUUUAUUUCUUUACUAUUGAUGAUUCUGUUAUUUUUUUUAUCAUUGAGUACAUUCAAAUAGGAAUUAUUUUUUUAUACAUUCACAGAAAAAAUGUGAACAUAAAAAAAUAUAUUGCCUAAGAGAUGAUCAAAUUACAUACACGGGGUAGGCACAGUGGGUCCAAAUUUCCAAAAACUUGACAAAACUGAAUUGUUCAAGUUAUCGAUCUGAAAUCCCUUAUUCGGUUUAUUUUUGAAGUCGCUGAUUUCGAAUUCUAUGUCAACUUCACAAAAACUUACCCCCUAACAACCACCCCUUUUCCCAUACUACAUGAAGUUAUCACUUCUAAGGUUUUCGGGGCUGUUGGCUACGAUUUUGAUGUCAAAUUUACAAAAACUCACCCACUUCACCCGCUAAUAGCCUAAUUCUAGCCCAUACAGGACCUCUUCAAUCCAAACUCCAAAAAUUUUGCCCCCUAUAUAUCCAAUAUUACUUCUAGUCUGCGUUUGUUCUUCAUUCAGACUUUCAUCUGAAUUAUCAAAUCUCUGGUAGUUUUAUUCUUCCACGUUGGUGCAUUUUUCAGAACCAUGAAAAUUUUUCUAUUGUCCAUAACGACUAAAAAAAUUUUCAGAUUCGUGCUUUUUUCGUUUUUUUUUUUCAUUUUCUAAAAAAAUUUCAAUAGUAUUGUAUAUUUUUUUUCAUACCUUCAGAAAGUAGACAUUUCAACGAACAAAACACCUACCAACUUUUUAGAAAAAUCGUGAGAUUUUUCGAUAGAAAAUUGGGAUGCUUUUUGGAUAUUAAGUCAAAAUAGGGUGAAAUAAUAAAUAUUUCAAAUCAGAAAAAUUACAGUGUGUUUAGGACAAGGAAUGGUAAAUUUUCAAUUUGGUAAAAAAAGAUUUUCUAAAAGAUAUAAAUAAAAAACCAAAAACAUGGUUUUUUCAAUUUUUCACAUAAAUUUUGAGGUUAUGUGAUAAAAGUGUAACAACAUUAGUUGUAGAUACUUAUAUUUUUGGUGAAAAUCAAAAAAAAGCCAUAUUUUACCAUUAAAAACACACACUAAUAAUAAGUUUCAUCCUACUAUUUUUUUGUUUCAAAAAUUAUCGACUAUUUCGGUUAUGAGGUAAUAUAUUAUUCAGAUAUUGAUUCUAUGGAAUUCUUCUGGAUUUUGUUAUUGACAAAUAUACAAAUAAAUAUUUAGGGUAAUAUUCUUAGUAGAAAUUACGGUUGAACCAAGAUACAUUGUGAAUCAUCCCCAAAAUCAUAAUAAAAAAUCGCAAUAUGAGAACUAAUUUUUAUUCACUUGUAUCUUAUAGCAAUCACCCAAUUUAAGCUUGUAUAGAUGUUUUCCGAGCCCCAAAAAUAAUUAUUAUUUGCACUUACAGUAUUCUGAGUGUUUCUUCCAAGAGUUCCUAGAACUGAAAUAUAUUUAUACUUAAUAGAUUACAGACACAAUAAUUAUUUAUAUUGCAAGGUAGUUGUGGCCCUUUCACUUUAUGGGAAUAGCCCUGAAAGAGAAAAUAAGUAUCGAUUUCAAUUAAAAAAAUUUCUGAACAACGGAGUUUUAAAAAGGAUUUAAUGUGCAUAAAUAUUGUGGUUACAAUUAUAAACAUAAAUUGGUAUUUUAUUGCUCAUUUUCUUUUAGAAGAAACAUUCUGAUACUGGAUUUUAUAUAAGGAUCAUAUUUUUUUGAUUUCAUCAAGUUAUUUGCGACAUAUUGUAAUUAUUUUUUGUUCAGUUUCACAUUUAGAAACUGUAUUUAGCUCAGUGGAGGAAAAACUCUAAUUAUCACUCAAUACUAUCACAGAUACAGCCAAAGAUUUGAAUCCGAUGACGAAUUAUUAGGAAAAAUAAGUUACUUGCUUAAAUUUGUCGUAAUAAAUUUAUUAUCUACAAAGAUCUUAGUGCAUGAGUAGGGAAAAAUUAAUUCGAAUUUUAGACUAUCAGUCUAGAAAGCAGGAAUGAAGAAACUACAAGGAAAAAACAACAGACAGUUGGAAAUUAUAGAACUGUUCUGGCAAAAGAAGUGAAGGAUGACAUUUUAGCUAAAAUAUUAAAUUUUAAAAAUUCUAAAUCUCACAGUCAUGUAUUUUCAUAAGCUAAAUUAUUGGCAGUCAUGAAUGCAAGAAUAAAGAUAAAGACUACUCAACAUUGGAGUUGAUAGAGCUAACAGGAUGAAAUUUUCGUCAAAUUUUGUUUUAUUUGAUAAAUUUUGAUGAAACGCCUGUUCUACAUUGUAAAAUUGGAAACACAACAUUUAUAGCAUGUAUGAUGUAGGUGCUAUUUUGCCAUUUUAAAUGUUCAUAACAGACAUACAGUCAAUUUUUAAAAUACACUUCGUAGGAAAAAUUGAAGCAAACUGUUUUUUUUGUUUGAUUGAACAAUAUGGCAAAACUGUCAACAUAUCCCUUACAGGAAAAGUUAAAUAUUAACAUUUGAGACGGUAACGCCACAGUAACGAAAUAGCAAAAUUAUAAAGGAUUUUAAUAUCCAAAACAAUCAAUCUGAAUGCAUUGCGGGUAUUAUCAAUAAAAAAAGUGUGUUCAGGAUAUCCCUGCUUUUAACAACAAAGUCAUGGGUGUUUUUAUUUUUUCUUUUCCCAUAAUUGAAUAAGUGAGUGAAUGAAUAAAUAAUUUACAGAAACUUAAUUUAGUUUACAUAAAAUUUAAUAUUUUUAAAAAGUGAAAAGAAAAAUAUGAUCCUCUGAUGAAUUGAAACAUUAGUAUAUUGGUAAUUUUUAACAAAUUUUAAAUAUAAUUGAGAAUAUAGUCAAAUUUUGAAACAUUUAUAAUAUGCAAUUGUUAUCUGACAUAGGUAGUUUUAUCAAUGUUUUUUGUAGUGUAUGUAUAUUUACAUUCUUUCGAUGAUGCGAAUAUUAUUAAUUUGAUUGAAAAAGAAAGUAAUUGAAAGAGACGGACGAUAAAUAGAAAUAAAUCAAUUGAAAAAAUAAUUGUAUAUACACAACUUUAUCUCUGUGUAGUAUAUUUGACAGGAAUCUGUUAUUAUCCAAAACAAGUUGUCACCUAACUUAUUUCAGUUAAUAAAAGAAGUUUUACUAAAA